AAGGAUUAUAAAUUUUUGCAUCAUUGUGUGAAAAAUUAAUAGGUUUUGUGACACUCUUCCGCAACCAUAGCUGAACUGGUCCAAUUUACAAAGUCUCCUCAUUGAAUCAAAAUUUAAACCGUCGAGAAUGGUUCAUCAACUUGAGAACCCUGAGAAGGUUGCGGAUGAUGGAUACAUCAAGGGUCCAGAGGAAGAAACUCUCCUUCCGGACACGAAAGAUGGUUUGAGUGAUUUACCAGAUGACGCGAAUUCAGACACAGAAUCUUCCAAGAAGAUCUCGAAAGUUCUGUCAAAAGACGUUGCUCUCCAAUUGCCUUCAGAGGAUACAACUUGCGGCAUAGGAUUCAUCAGAGGCAAAUUCCUCCAGAAGUUGGCGACCAAGAAUUCCUACGCCGUCGUAUACGGUAUCCUGGGCUUUGUGUUCGCUUCAACCUACUCUUACAUGAAUGGCAUCAUAACAACUCUGGAAAAGAGGUUCAAGAUCCCGUCAACUAAUACAGGAAUCAUCAUGGUAGGUUCGGACAUCACCACGCUCGCGGCGGGACUGCUUCUCAAUUAUUACGGAGGAAGAGGACACCGGCCACGGUGGAUAGGCUUCGGUACCCUCACCGUGGUAGUCUACUGCCUCAUGAACGCUCUCUGUCACUUCAUUUACGGCCCGGGGGAGGAUGCUUUAGACCUGACCAAGGAGUUUGGUGGCCACUUCAACGCCAGUGUCACUGCUAUUCUUAUAGAUGCAGAAAACCGGAAGUCCCUGUGCCAGAGGGAGGAAGUGACGGAAGACUGCAGUACAGAAGUAGGAAACUUUGCUCCGCAAGUGAUCCUAUUCUGUGCUAACCUUAUCGCGGGUAUAGGUGGCUCUCUUUACUAUACUUUGGGGGUAUCGUACAUGGACGACAACAUUCCAAGAUCCAAGUCUCCUUUAUUUGUCAGUAUCUCGUUCUUUUUACGCAUGAUCGGUCCCGUGAUUGGGUACACCUUAGCGUCAGUGUGUCUCACCAUAUUCAUCUCCCCCACCCUUACGCCGACAAUCACCAAGAAGGACCCUCGAUGGAUCGGUGCUUGGUGGAUGGGUUGGCUGUUUAUUGCUGCUUUAUUGGCAAUCUUCGGGCUUAUGUUAUCGCUGUUUCCAAAGACCCUACCAAAGGCUGCAUUAAGGCAAGCUGUUGCAGAAGAGAAUCGCAAGGCUGCUGGAAAGGACGUCAAAGAAAAGAAAGAAGAGAUUCCUACAUCAUUGAAAGAUAUGAUGAUAACUAUGAAAAGGCUGAUGAAGAAUAAGGCACUAACAUGCAACAACUUCGCAUCUGUCUUCUUCAUAAUGGGUUACAUGCCUUACUGGAUCUUCAUGCCAAAAUACAUAGAGGUUAUCUUCAGACAGUCCGCAUCCUUCUCUAGCUUUAUCACAGGUGUGGUGUCGUUGGUGUGCGCCGGAAUCGGUAUUCUAAGCUCAGGAGUGUACAUCUCCAAGGCCAAGCCCAGUGCGCGGUCCUUAGCUGCUUGGAACGUGUUUAUCGGCCUCACCAACGCUCUGGGAAUCUUCUCUUACACCUUAAUCGGGUGUCCAAUAAACGAUAGUCAGGCAGCUAUGAUCACAUCUGGACAGAUGGAGACCACUCUUUGUAAUCAAAACUGUCAUUGUGAUUUCGUCAAGUACUCCCCCGUCUGCUCACCGGACGGACGCACCUUCAUCUCUCCCUGUCACGCUGGCUGUAGUGAUUACAGUGAACUCGCCAACGGCACAAAAGUGUACUCCAACUGCUCCUGUGUGCCCCAACUACCAUCCAACCUUUCCGAGGUCGAUACACAAGACUUGCUGAAGGAUCCUGAUAACGCCUGGGUCCUCACAGAGGGAAUUUGUCCUGUGGAUUGCAGUAACAAACUGAUCAUAUUUAUGGCAGUUUUUAGCAUUGUCAAACUCGCAGCGUCCUCUGGAAGAACCACAAACUUCCUUCUCUCAUUAAGGUGUGUGGACGACGCGGACAAGACCAUCGGCAUGGCGAUAGGUGUCGUGCUUAUGAGUAUCUUCGCUUUCGUACCGUCACCAAUUCUCUUCGGCCAUAUAAUCGACACGACUUGCCUGGUUUGGGGAAAAACUUGUUCCGGAUCCGGUAACUGUUGGCUGUAUGAUGCAGACAAGCUAAGGCAUCGAUUUAAUCUCACAGCUUCUGUAUUCAUCUGUAUUGGCUGUAUGUUUGAUAUUGCACUUUGGUACUUCGUAAAAGGUCUGAAGAUUUUUGAAGAAGAAGAAGACAUGGAAUUCAAUGUACCCCCGCAUAGGACAAAAACAGAAAGGAGAUAAAUUCUGUUUUAAAUUAAAUAAAAUAUUUGUUACAAA
Messenger RNA from Homalodisca vitripennis (glassy-winged sharpshooter), 2335 nucleotides. RefSeq names its product solute carrier organic anion transporter family member 74D-like. Gene Ontology annotation, cellular component: membrane. The coding region runs from base 128 to 2299 and encodes 723 amino acids. Gene Ontology annotation, biological process: transmembrane transport; sodium-independent organic anion transport. The transcript is spliced from 12 exons. Gene Ontology annotation, molecular function: protein binding. NCBI's taxonomy places the organism in Eukaryota, Metazoa, Arthropoda, Insecta, Hemiptera, Cicadellidae. The record is from RefSeq and is a predicted model, not a curated record.